Marasmius oreades (fairy-ring Marasmius) is the source of this 1059-nucleotide messenger RNA. RefSeq lists its product as uncharacterized. The transcript has 9 exons. NCBI's taxonomy places the organism in Eukaryota, Fungi, Basidiomycota, Agaricomycetes, Agaricales, Marasmiaceae. The record is from RefSeq and is a predicted model, not a curated record. The coding region runs from base 1 to 1059 and encodes 352 amino acids.
AUGGUGCAUUGGGUGCAACCAACCACCACCACGAAUCGGGUGGUAAGCACCCUCCUGCUCGGAAUAGGUCAGCUCUUGACUAUUGCGCGUUUGGUGGUGAGGUACCGUUCGAGACGUAUGUGGCUAGAUGAUGCAUGGGCGUUCGUCGCCUUAGUAUGCGCUUUCAUGCUUCUCAUUGGAAUGUGGAUAAGAACCGACGUUCCGGGAACGGGGCCUUUGAAUCAGCCCCGAGAUGCUCGGGUAGUUGCUUAUUGGAUGGUGGCAUUGAGUUUCACCAAUACUCUUUGGGCUUCACGCAUGAGUAUCAUAUUCGCCGUGAUACGACUAAUACCCCCGAUGAUGAGAUUACGAAGGAUAUCCAACAUUUCUGCUGUGCUUUUCAUCCUCAUGUGGAUCGGUUUAAUCAUCCAGAAGUCCUACAUCUGCGUCUCUGACAAGUCAUGGUAUCAACACGCUGUUCCCCAGUGUCGCCUGGGACAUGGGGUGGCUAUCAAUGAACUUAUCACCGAUGCCAUAUCCGAUCUCUUACUGGCAGCGAUACCAAUACGUCUGCUGCAAGGCGUUAGUCUACAAAGUGAUCAAAGAAAAAUGCUGUAUGUCAUAUUCGGAUCAAGUCUCCUCAUCACCCUCGUCUCUAUAGUCCACGCCGUAUUCGUUCUUGGUCCCUCUGGACUCCUUGAAGCAGUGACAGCUCAGGCUCAGGCCGCCACUGCUCUCAUAGUUGCCGAUAUUGGCGUCCUCGGCUCCCUUGCCUACCGUCGUGUUCGUCAAGGGUUCCGAGACUUCGACUCAAAACCAUACACCUAUGAGCUAAGCAUUCACACCAAUGCCUCGAUCCAUCUGCAUCGGGUCCCUCGAGGGACCACCCAUUCGACGCGGCUGCAAUUCGCAGGGGACCCCGAGCUUUACAGCUGGAGCAAUCAAGACGACCAUGAUACAAUUACUGAACGUACACGGUUGCCGUCAGUUGGUCAGGUGAAGACGUUGGAUUUGAAGGAAAGCAGUAUAAGCUCUAAACCCGACUUGGACAAUGUUACCGCGAAGAACCUCAUGACCUGA